AUGCCAACACCAAAUGUGGCCUACAGCGCCAAGACAGGCGCCAAGACUGCCAAGACUGUCAAAUUUACCCAAAUCUGCAUUGUGCUGUGCUCUUCCCUGGUGGUCACCGUCAUCACCUCAGUUGCCUUGAUGUUCAUUCCCAGUGCAGGCGAUCCGGAAAAAGAAGAUCAAAGUCCUGAAGAGGAAUGGCGUCACCUGUGGGUCUUUUGGCUGUACUUUAUCAUUCGAAUAGUCUUUGCAAUCACAUCAGGCAUAUGCUUCACUCUGCUGGACGCCACUUCGAUUGCGCUCAGUGAAAAGUACAAUACCUCAUUUGGCAGAGUACGCUUUUGGGGGAUUUUGGGCACUGGUCUCUUUUCGCCAAUCUGCGGAUGGCUUGUCGAUCGGACCGACGGUCAGUCAGAAUUUGAAUCUGACUACUCACCUACAUUUCACUUCUUCAACUUUUUCGUGUUUCUCACGGUGGUCAUCUCAAUUGUCCUUGACAUUGAAGUGUCGGCGCCUCCAAAGAAUAUGCUUAGAAAUCUCUUGAAACUGAUAAAAUCACCCUCCGUUUGGAUUCUCUUUGUUGUCAUUUUUGUCUUAGGCACCCUGUGGGGCUUUAUUGAAAGCUUUCUUUUCUGGUAUUUGCUCGACUUGAAAGCCCCCAAGAUGCUGCUCGGCUUGACGCUCACCACCGGAGCCGUCGUGUCGCUGCCCUUUCUCGUCACCUCCGGUUGGUUUGUCAAAAGAUGCGGCAACGAGAACUUGAUGAUUCUGGCGCUGGUAUUCUACUUUAUCCGGUGUUACGGUUACUCGCUCAUCGAGUCGCCCUUCUGGUGUUUUCCCUUCGAGGCGAUGGAGGUUUUUACGUACCAUUUAAUGUGGGUUGCCGCCGCCAUUUACAGCGCCGAACUGGCACCGGAAGGCCUUCGAGCGACAAUGAUCGGAGCAGUGGGCAGCCUGCACUACGGCAUCGGACGAGCUUCCGGUAGCAUGAUUGGUGGCUCGAUGAUGGCCUUGAUUGGCGCCCGAUUAGCUUUUCGCUAUCUGGGAAUUGGAGCAGCGGUGACGGCAGUCUUUUACAGCAUUUACUACUAUGGUUACUUUCGAAAAACUAAACCAGCCAGUACCAGCGUGACGGAGGUGGUGGAGAAGACAGCAGCGAAAAAGUCAACUCAACAAAACGGCGCAUCAGUGGACU
Molecule: messenger RNA, 1183 nt
Organism: Rhagoletis zephyria (snowberry fruit fly)
Lineage: Eukaryota; Metazoa; Arthropoda; Insecta; Diptera; Tephritidae
Source: RefSeq, a predicted model, not a curated record